Mesorhabditis spiculigera is the source of this 798-nucleotide messenger RNA. The record is from the annotation of a GenBank genome assembly. Lineage: Eukaryota; Metazoa; Nematoda; Chromadorea; Rhabditida; Rhabditidae.
AUGGCGCUGAACGUGGGUGGGCUGCUGGCGCUGCUCGCCGCUUUUCCAUUGGCCACCGGCUUAGCCGUGGCGAGAAACGUGGUUCUGACGCACGAGGACCAGAGGGCGUUGCUGAUCAGUGACGAGAACUUUUACGUUCCGGUCGGCCACUCUGCCGUCGUCCCAUGCCCGAUCCGGGAAAAAUUCCCGACUGUGCUUUCGAACGCGGAGGCUAAACUGUAUUGGUACCUCGCGUUCCCUGGAGACAUGUCGGCCAAGUGGAUCGACGGCGGUUCUACUUACACGCGCUUCGUGCAGAACACGACGACCGGCUCGCUGGCGAUGCGGAAUCUGCAGCCGGUUCAUGACGGUCUCAGGGCGGAAUGUUGGGUGCACGUGAGCAAAGAUGACAAGAGGGACGACCGGUACCUCGUCGCCCGCUACACUAUCGUGGUGCAGAACUGCGGGGAACGCGACGACCUCUUCCGCAACUAUCUGAACCCGUGUGCCUACGGAAAGUGUGAAGUGGUAAAACCGUGGGAGGGCAUCAACGCCACGCAACUCGUGUGCCGAUGCCUACCCUACUAUACGGGGCGCUUUUGUAAUGUGAUGGUCGGUCGUCCGUGGACGGGGCUGCUGAUCAGCUACGCGUACAACGUCGUCUGGGUGCUGCUCUUUGUCGGCUUUCUGCUCUACCACAACAUCCCGAAGAAGCGCGUGGCGCUGGAGACGCUGAUGCGUAAGCCGGGCGUCGACGUCGACAAGGUGUUGCAAGCCGACCCGGAACGGAAGAACCCUCACACCCCGCCGCAAACCCCC